UUUUUCUCUCCAUCAUCCAGGAUGAUUUAUACGGCUCGACGCGCAACGCUUUGCCGCACCUGCUGCUGGGUGUGGCUUAUGCAAGAUGCCCCUCCUUCUGGCCUGCUUACCCCAGAAUGGAAGGGUGCGCUAUCCGACAAUAAAUAGCGUCGAUGGAAAUGAGGGAUCGGGUCGGGGAAGGAGAGCACAGAGGAAAAGAGACAGGUCGUAUUCGGAGUGAUAGUGAUGGCGAGCUGGAGAGCGUUAUGCAGGUGCAGGUGCAGGAUCAAGCCUCACUAGGACUCUGGGAGACACUUCGCAUCGUGAGAGAGAGAGAGAAAGCAGAUUAUGAUGCACCCUAUGCGCACGUUUGAAUAUGCUGCGCUCGCUCGCAUUGCUGUAUCCACCAUCACUGGCCUCCUUACCGAGUAGAGUAUAUCCAGUAUAUCCUCCGUUCUGGAUCAGAGGAAGUGGGCCCAUACCAGUUGGCCAGCUCCGUACUGUAAUAGACGACGCUUCACGAUGCGCGGCGUUUGCCUUGCUUGCUUGCCUCGUCUUCCUCGUUCUUGCUGAGGGCCUCACUUUCUCUACCGUACCCAAUGUCCAUCUCCAUCUCUUCCUUACCCCCCUUUUCCCUGCUCCAACCUCCGUGCACUCAACUCUUCACUACUGCAACGGCUCAGCACCACACACAGGGCCAGCGCUCGCCAUCGACGAUUUCAGCCCUCUCCCGCUAGAGUCCACCAAACCACAUGGCAUGGCAUGGUCACCGAGGGUCACCGCAUCUCGAGCGCACAUCCUGGCGAACGACGGCAUCCCAUCCUUGAUCUUCUUUUUAUUCCCCUUAGUCCAUGUCUGGCUGCCAUUGCUCUAAUCCCCUUGCAGCUUAGAUAUUUUCCCGUUCCGGCCUGGGACCCAUCCCGGAGCUUGUCACCGACGCCGAUGACCGCCAGAAUCA
Messenger RNA from Mollisia scopiformis, 937 nucleotides. RefSeq lists its product as uncharacterized. Bases 356 to 853 code for a protein of 165 amino acids. The record is from RefSeq and is a predicted model, not a curated record. NCBI's taxonomy places the organism in Eukaryota, Fungi, Ascomycota, Leotiomycetes, Helotiales, Mollisiaceae. The transcript has a single exon.